CUUUGCCUCGUCACUUUCUCUCUCUCUCUCUCCUCGAAAUAGGAGGAAGCGACAUUUGACGCAAAGAUGUCUCGCGCCAUCCUGACGCACCUCAAUUCCUUUGCCAAGAAGUCGAACCCAGAAUGCCGGAGGCCCGAGGAAGGACUUCAGAAUGACCUGAUUCUGCGCGCAGCCCGUGGCGAGGAGACGGAAAGGGCGCCAGUCUGGGUCAUGCGACAGGCCGGUCGAUACUUGCCUGAAUUCAGACAGCUGCGCGAGAAGCACGAAUUCUUCGAGUGCUGCCGGACCCCCGCACUGGCGGCCGAGAUCACCAUGCAGCCUAUCCGUCGGUACGCAGGCCUGCUCGAUGCCGCCAUCAUCUUCAGCGAUAUCCUCGUCAUCCCGCAGGCGAUGGGCCUCGUUGUCGAGAUGCUGCCCCAGAAGGGGCCCCACUUUCCUGAUCCCCUCGUCGAGCCCUCUGAUGUAGAGCGACUCCGCAAAAAGGUCGACGUCGAAAAGGAGCUUGGUUAUGUCUAUGAGGCUAUCCGACAGACACGGCGGCUUCUCGACGGCCAGGUGCCCCUGAUUGGCUUCUGUGGCGCUCCUUGGACGCUCAUGGCGUACAUGAUCGAGGGCGGUGGCUCGCGCGGCUUUGAAAAGGCCAAGAAGUGGCUCUUCAAGCACCCGGAGCAGUCCAAGGAGCUCCUCGAGCGCAUCGCAGACGUCUGCAUCGACUUUCUCGUCGGACAGGUCAAGGCCGGCGCCCAGCUGCUCCAGGUCUUUGACUCCUGGGCUGGCGAGCUGUCGCCCUCGGAUUUCCGCACCUUUAGCCUGCCCUAUCUCCGCCAGAUUGCCUCGGGCGUGCGCGAUGCCCUGAGCCGGACCUCGACGCCCUGCGUGCCGCUGAUCUGCUUUGCAAAGGGCGCACUGGGACACUCGCUCCCCGAGGUCGCCAAGAGCGGUUACGACGUCGUGGCCCUCGACUGGCUCGUCGAGCCCAGCGUCGCACGCCGCGUCGUCGAGCUCGCCAACCCGGGCGGUAACUCGUACAAGGGCCUGGGCGCAAACGAGGCCGGCCACAAGAUUGCCCUCCAGGGCAACAUGGACCCCUCGAUUCUCUAUGCGGGCAAGGAGGCCAUCGAGCGCGAAGUGGAGAAGAUGUGCCGGGCCAGAAAGGGCGGCUUUGGCGGUCAGGGCGCCUGGAUCGCCAAUCUCGGCCACGGCAUCACGCCGGGCGUUGACCCAGAGGACCUCCGCCAUUUCCUCAAGUGCAUUCACAAGUACAGCCGAGAGGUGGCUGGGCAAAAGGAUGAAGAGUAGGCGCCGAUUGUGCGCGUGUAUGAUUUAUGCUGUUUUGACUGUUCACUUCCUACAACUGCUAUAAUCGGACAAAAGCACCGCUACUGUUCUGGCAUAUAUGCACGGAGAGAAAAGAAAGAGAGAGACAGAAGGAGCAAAGGCGCGAAACCAGCCUCAGCGGCUGAGGUAUCGAAUCGUGGCAAAGUAGCCCAUGACGGCGAGGGCGAUCAUAAAGGCGACGAUGCCAAAGAACCACCGUAGGUUCUCGACAUCUUGGCCUGGCACGUGGACGUUCAUACCCCACAGA
Messenger RNA from Acaromyces ingoldii, 1585 nucleotides. Its product is annotated as putative HEM12-uroporphyrinogen decarboxylase. The coding region runs from base 67 to 1299 and encodes 410 amino acids. Gene Ontology annotation, molecular function: uroporphyrinogen decarboxylase activity. The transcript has 2 exons. Gene Ontology annotation, biological process: heme biosynthetic process. Gene Ontology annotation, cellular component: cytosol. NCBI's taxonomy places the organism in Eukaryota, Fungi, Basidiomycota, Exobasidiomycetes, Exobasidiales, Cryptobasidiaceae. The record is from RefSeq and is a predicted model, not a curated record.